This is a messenger RNA of Heteronotia binoei (common prickly gecko), 7353 nucleotides long. Its product is annotated as CASP8-associated protein 2-like. The record is from RefSeq and is a predicted model, not a curated record. Lineage: Eukaryota; Metazoa; Chordata; Lepidosauria; Squamata; Gekkonidae. The transcript is spliced from 10 exons. Gene Ontology annotation, cellular component: mitochondrion; PML body. The coding region runs from base 204 to 6119 and encodes 1971 amino acids. Gene Ontology annotation, molecular function: transcription corepressor activity. Gene Ontology annotation, biological process: extrinsic apoptotic signaling pathway via death domain receptors; Fas signaling pathway.
ACGGCAUGAAUAUUCUGAAGUACGGGAUUUGAAAGGCUACCAUCUGGAUAUAGUUUGUCGCAACUCAUGACUCUUUUUAAUCAGCAGUUUGCGAUCAAAGCUUUGGUGUCAGAGCUGGCAAUGGAUCCGUAAUGAUAAGGACUUCCAAGAAAACUUGUUUUGCAUUCUGCGAAGAGAUGGGGAUUACCUAGAAAAGCACUAUAAUGGCAACAGAUGAUGAUGAUGCAAUGACAUUUUCUAGUGUUUUGCGUGGAAUUUCCCCUGGUAGAAGAGAAGAUAAUGAUGAGAGUUCAGUGGAUAUUUAUGAUGGGUUAGACAACACUCCAAUUGUUUUUGAUAGUCUUGCUACAAAAGCAGCCCCAACUGGAAGUAGUUUAAAUCUGUUUGACGAGAUCCUGAUUGCAGAAGGGACAGCAAGGGAAACUUCGUAUCAUGAUUUACAGGCCGAACAUGAGAAAUGUCUGCAGCAACUUCAAGAGCUGAUGAAAAAGCUUCAGGAAAUACAAGAACAGAAUUUGACUCUACAAAAUGAAAACCAGUCCCUUAAAAAGAAUAUUUCAGCUCUUAUCAAAACGGCAAGAGUAGAAAUCAAUCGCAAAGAUGAAGAAAUCAGUAAUCUCCAGCGAAGGUUAUUAGCAUUUCCAGUUCAUCAGAAUGCCUACAAAAGAACAUACUUUUCAGCACCAAUUAAUAAUGCAAGGAACUUUGUAGGAUUGGAAAAAAACAAACACAAAGAUUUGUUUCCGGAGACCAAUCCAAAGACAGAUCCUAGGACUAAACCUGUCAUUCCUAAAGGCAUUCCUCACAGUUAUCCAUCAUGUGAUACAGAAAAUCAGAAAUUUAAUUCAGAAAAAAGGAAUACUCUGAAUGUGCCAAGACCUCAUCCUGAACUGCUUUACAGUGAUGCUACUUCAAGGCUGACAGAUGUUCUUUCUGACAAAGAAAAGGGGGCGAAAGAAAUAAGAAAUGAUGACUAUCAUAGCAAGGAGAAUGACUGCAGAUACAAAAACAAAGGACACCAAAACAGUGGCAGCACGUGUAAAGACAAUAAGAACUCAAAGCUCAAAAGUAGCCCCAGUUCAGAACAAAGAACUGAUACAUUUCCUUCCUCUCGGGAGAAACAACCUGUUAAUGAUCGAUUGCCAUCAAAAACUGAAUGCUCUGGUAACGUUAAGAGUGAAAAGUCACAAAACAUAAAGCAGAAGGAUCUGAAAACAAAGACUAAAGAUGAAAGCAGUAGCAGACAGAAAACCAGUUCUUCCGAAAGAACUCUUGAACAACAAAAACAGAAAAGUAAUAACAUUAGCAGUCCAUCUGAAAAAAUUCCAGGUUCUCAAAAAUUAAGUCAUGGCUAUGUGGAAGACAAAAAGGUAAAAGACAGCAGUAACAGAAAAAACAGAGGAGCAAGUAAUCAUGAGUUCCAAAAAAGGAAACCGUCAUCACCAUCCCCUCCUACUUCUAACAAAAAACACAAAUGCAGCUAUUCCAAAGAAGAGAGCAGUAAACGUGAAUCUGAAAGCAUGUCUUCAAAAUCCAAGAGACAUCGAACUGAAGAAAAAAGGAAAAACAAGAGAGUGACUCUUGGAGAGAACAAGGAUUUUCAAACUGAAAGAACAGAUUCAAAGGAACUGUCACACAGAACAGCAAAAGUUGUAAAUGAAGUUAAGGUCUACACUAUAAGAGAACAAAACCAACCCUUUCCAUCACAGGAAACUACCAAGGUAGCAGGUGGCUCAGAGGAGCAAAAGCCCACAAAAGGUAGAAAAGAUGAAGACCAGUCCAAAAGCAAAGACCUAAAACUGAGUUUUAUGCAGAAACUAAAUUUAAUUCUUUCCCCUGCAAAAAAGCAAACAGGUGAACUCAAACAAGUAGAACAACCCCCCAGUGGAGGUGAUGGAGAAAUUCCAAGUAAACUUAUUAGUACAAGUGCAGCUAAGCAAAAAAGCCCACCAUCAGUCCCAAUCCCUGACAGUCCUGUUCCAGCCAAUUCAAAACAAGUAGUUUCUAUUUCAGAGAUCAAAGUGGAAAUGGGAACUGAGAGCCUACCAGAAAUACUGAGCACAGAGCCAUCUAAGGAAACAUCAAACCUACAAAACACAGUGCAGUGUGAACUAGCUGAUAAUCUGCAUGAAGCCAGUGAUGAUAUUGGAGAAGCUGAGGAAACACUUAGGCUUCCUAGUAUGGGAAGAGACAAUCAAGACACACUUCCAGACAAUAGUUUCAAUGACUUAGAGAUUAUAAAUUGCGUAGAUUUUGAUUCCUAUAGCGUAAUAGAUGAAAUUAGUGGAACAGAUUCAGACUCGCUGAUGGAGGUGGAAGACACUGGUAAUUGUGAAAUUAAAAAAGUUGUGGAGCAUCCUGGUAAAGAAAACAACAUUCCCAAACUUGUGUCACAGGAUGUCAAGGAAGAACCCAAAGUAUUGAGUAGAGAUGUUUCUGUAACUGACCAAAACUCAUGUAACUCGAAGCUGUGCUGUCUUGACCAAGGAAGCCACAUAGAAAAGUUGUGUAAUAAAGGAGUAAAAUCUGCACCUCUAGCAAGAGAUACAAACCCAGUCUCUGUUGAUGAUGAUAAUUCUGUACUGAGCAUUGAUCUCAAUCACAUGAGAUGUAUUCCGAAAGCAAUCAGUCCACUUAAUAGUCCAAUACGACCCUUGGCUAAAACACUCAGAGGAGAAAGCACUUACACAGGACCUGUAAAAAGUUAUAAUAUAGAUGUAAUGCCUGAAAAUGCAGCUGGCUGUCCUACAAGAAGCUUGUCCAGUGAACUCAACAAAGAAAAUCAGAAGCCAUUUGGCACAGAUCCCCAAGUCUUAGAGAUAGAAUCUCAACUGAACGUGUCUUCAGAUGAAUUAGAAGAAGGUGAAAUUGUAAGUGAUGAUGAUAAUCUUAAUGGUGAAAGAAACUAUGAAUCCAAUAAAAAACCAAGAGGAAAACCAUCUUCUGAAAAAUCCAGUUUGAUCAAUACUUCACACAACCAGAAGCCAAAGACCAUAUCUUACAAUGGAGACAAAGAAAAAAUGGCUUCUGGAAAAAACAGUAAAGAAAAACACAGAACUGGAGCCAUGAGGCCCUCUAAAGAAACAAAGAAAAACAAAGCUGUGAAAACUGACUGUCUUGAAAAAAUAGUUAAAAUUAUUGCUGAGCCUUCUACUGUUCAUGAAUUUAUGCAGAUGCUAAAGGCUAUAAGGAAGCAAGUACGUAAAAACUACAUGAAGUUUAAAGUACAGUUUCCAAUACAGCAUUUUCAUAGGAUUAUAGAUUCAGCAAUUUCAAAUUUUACAUCUCUAGUAAAUUACCUUAACUUCUCUAAAAUGUCUAAAUCAAAUGAGACCUUAAAGCUGAAUCUCUGCGAAGUUAUAGAAUCCAGGCUUAAGCGAAUUAAAAGGAAUGUUGCAAUAGAUCAUCUCUUUGAACAACAACAAUCAGAUAUGAAGAAAAAGUUAUGGAAACUUGUGGAUGAGCAGCUUGAUAACCUGUUCGACAAAAUAAAGAAAAUUUUCCUGAAACUGUGCAAUUUAAUAAAUACUGGUGAUGAGAAUGGCGAUGGUAAACCUAAUAAAAGAAUUAAAGAGAGCCCUAAAUGCCUUAUAGGUCGUAAAACUGAUGAACAAAACCCAAAGAAACGAUCUUUAAAUGUUGGAACUCAAAAGACUGAAGAAUGUGUUCUUCCAAAGCCUGUAGGGGGCAACCAGCUGUCCAGAAGAAAUCCCCAUAACACAAAUAAAAUGGAUGCACAAAAAAAUAUGGUUACAAAAUGUACAAAUUCCUAUACAAAUAAUGCAAAAUGGUCUCAGACUAGGGUUGAGCUUGUCAAGGAAAAAUCUACACAGGAUAUUGAAUCAGCCUUGAAAACUGGAAAGCAUGAAAAGGAAGGGUCACAGGUGGCUGAAAACUCUCAGAAGUCUGAUGUUAGCUGUGGACCUCUUACAGAACAACAAAUGUCUGGCCUAACAUUUAACCUGGUGAAUGAUGCUCAAAUGGGUGAGAUGUUCAAAAGUUUGUUACAAGGGUCUGAUUUUUCAGAAAAGAACGAUGACUUUAUGAAUGAAAAUCAGUGGGAAUUCAGGACACCAGAAAAACACCUUCUUAGUGGACAGAACUGUGGAAACGAUACUGUGUAUGAGGCUGAAGAAUCAUUUCCAAAAGAGACCCGAAUAGAGUCAGGGGUACUAGAUGGCAUUAAAUGGCCUGUAGUUUCACCUGAAAGAGACUCAACUUUUUUAACUAGACUUCCAAUGCCUGUUGAUCCAGAUAUUCUAGAUGAAAACUGUAUGUUUGACAUUCCUUCUAGCCCAGCUUUGAAGAAAAGCGAGGCAUGCAUUUUGGAAAAACCAAAAUCACUUGUGUCUUCUAUUCUACUUGAAGACCUCGCAGUAUCAUUGACUAUUCCCUCUCCUUUGAAGUCAGAUGCUCAUCUUAGUUUCUUGAAGCCUGACACGUUUGGAUCAGUUCCUGAGGAUGUUCUGAGUGCACACUUCAGUGAAGAUGCCCAUCUUGAAGAAGAGGAUGCUUCAGAACAAGAUAUUCAUUUGGCUUUGGAAUCUGACAACUCAAGCAGUAAAUCCAGCUGCUCUUCUUCAUGGCCAAACAUGCCGGCUGCUCCAGGAUUUCAGUGUUGCACAAGCCUGCCAAUGCAGGCAGUAAUAAUGGAGAAAUCAAAUGAUCACUUCAUUGUUAAGAUAAGGCGUGCCGUACCAUCUACCUCACCACUCCUUGAUAAGGCAUCUCUAACAAAUGAUCCCAUUGCUUCUUUUAUUGAGAAAGGGAAUGAUGAAAGUGUGUCUGAAGAAAAAAUAGAUACUUUGAAUCCCAAAGGCCUUCCAUUGGAAGAAGUGGCAGUACCUAAGGAACAGAACAAUAUUACUGACUCUGGGGAUAAGAUGCAUGAUAAUAUUGGAAAAGAGCAUGUUCCUAGUUCAUUUGAGACUAUGAAGGAACUGCCUGUCUAUCAUGAAAACAAUCAGCAGGUUCAAGAUAUAUCUGAAUCCCAACAGGAAUCUAAUCCUAGUGCUUCUGACAACAUGCUUGAAUCUGCAAAGGAUCUGCUUAGUAAUGACAGACAAGAGCAAGAUGGUAACAUGCCGGAGCCUCUUCAUGAGCUGCCUAGCAAUACAAGUCAGCCUCAAGGCACUGAUUUGAUUGAACUCCAUCAAGUACUGCAUAAUAGUGCUGACCCAGAGGAAGCCUCUGGUGUACCUGAUCCACCUAAAGAAGUGGGGAAAUCCUCUAGCCCUUUAGUGUCUUUUACAGAACCCUCAAAUAAAACUUGCUAUGGUGAAGACAUACCAAAUGUCUUCAAGCUACCUCAGACACACUCAUUGAAGACGGUUCAAAAAAGAGAAGUAUCCUGUGCUACGGCAGAACAGCUUCCAGUUAGCACUUCAGUAGUUCCACUUGUAGAUAUAUUUUCCUCUGAGGGCCAGUUUGCUAUAGGUGUAGACUUGACAAAUGAGUAUCCUAUGGAAAAUGAGGUUGAUUCAUGGGAUCUUACAGCAGAAUCUUCUUUAAAUGCUGGAAUUAGGUUACAUAAAGAGGAUCAUGAACCAGUGGGCCACUGUACAGCAGGUGAUCUGUUGAAGAAUGAUGCUGAUGCAGUUACAAAUUCAAUAGCAGAGUUGCCUGACAAGUCAGCUGCAGAUGAGAAUUUUGAAAGAAAAGCAGCUUUAAACAUUGGUAGUCUGAUCCCUGCCAAAGAAAGCAAAAAAAGAAAAAGGGAGAUUGAAGAAACAUCUAGCAUAAAAAUACAAAGAAAGAGCACUGAACUGUCUUGUAAAAAGAAUGGCACAAGUAGCAAAAAAUCUAAAGAAAGUAUGCCGGUAGCCAAGAGUUCAUCCAGUAAAAAAGCUUCACCAAUUAGGGACAAAGAUUCUUUGCCAUCAACAUCUUCUGUGUCACCAUCAAGUCUAUAUGCCAAAAACGUCAUUAAAAAGAAAGGAGAAGUCGUAAUUUCUUGGACAAGAAAUGAUGACAGAGAGAUUUUAUUAGAAUGUCAGGAAAAGGGACCUUCAGAAAAAACAUUUUCUUCUGUUGCUGCCAGGCUAAAUAAAAGUUCAAAUCAGGUUGAAGAAAGAUUCAAACAGUUAGUGAAGCUGUUCAAUAUGUCGCAUUGCAGUUAGCAACUGUGCUGUUACUGAUGAUGGACUUCUAUGAGUGUUUCUGCACCAUGUGUGUGUAUGAGAGAGAUCUAAGUCAGAAUAUCUGCCUGUUGCUUAUCUUGGCACUUAUAUUUUCUAUGCUCUAUUUUAUACCAUUCAUCACCUUAGAAGAUGCCAGAGAACUCAUAACACGUAGCUACACUUCCAGGAGUAGUCAUAUUAAUAUAUAAGUGGCAGUUAAGCAGCAGGCUCAUGUUUCAGAAAGCACGAGCGCUGUGAAGUUUUGCAGUGAAUUCUGUAAACCCCUUUGUUCGUUAUGGUAUAAAUAUGUUGGAAGUUUUGUAAAGUAUAUUUUGGUGGUAGUAUAGCAGCCUUUCCAAGUUGCCGCUGCUGAAGACAACAGAUGUACACAGAGAUGGGUUUCAGAGGCUGACUUUGUUACUUUUUGCUAACUUAAAACAGCUUCUUUUAAAAGUGCAUCUGCAGUGUGCUUCGGCAUAUGCGUUCAGGGUGCAGUAUGAAUUUGUGCCUUAGGUAAUUUAACCAAUCUUACAAUACAGUACUGAUUAGUAAAAUCCAGAGAAUGCAAAGUGUGGGUUAUCCAAAACAAGUCUCAAUCUGCAAUUUCUUCUGGAUAGAAAGAUUCAAUGUGUAAGAUCUCUGCGUUCUGAUCCAGCUGCCUGGAAUUCUUUCACAGAGCCCUCUGCAGAAGCAGCAGUUGGCCAUAUCAGCUGGGAUUGAUAAAACAGCGUGGAUUUUAUUCCUUUCCAAACACUUCCUUGGUAUAUCUUCUGAAAUAGUUUUAUGUGAUCAGGGCCUUGAUAUAUUCAUUGUCUCAAGUGUAAUAACUACUGGGAUAUCUUGGCAGCUAUCUCCGAGGACUGCCUUGUGCACAGCAGCAAAAAUCCUAAUUUCAUCUGUAGUCUUACUUCAGAAAGGACAAGGUCCUGUAUGAAUGUAAGAGCUCAGCAUAUUUCUUAGAGUGACUUACCAGCAUUCUGAUCUGGAUUCUCUUUUUGGGGGGAGCAGGGGUUGUAAAUUGUAAAAUUUUAAAUGUUUACACUGUUGUAAAUACGUGUACAGGAUGCUAUAGUGUGUAAAAUACAUUGUUUAUAUGGUUUGUUUACCUACAAAUUUUGACACAUAAAAUAAGUUUUAUUUUGUAUAAACCAAACAUUGCAUAUUGAAAUACAAGUCUGAAACUUUGUAAAAUGAAUGCACUUAAUAUUAAUUAAAAGUUGACUCGUUGUUUUUA